Plectropomus leopardus (leopard coralgrouper) is the source of this 8441-nucleotide messenger RNA. It is a transcript of the gene bend5, whose product is annotated as BEN domain containing 5. The record is from RefSeq and is a predicted model, not a curated record. NCBI's taxonomy places the organism in Eukaryota, Metazoa, Chordata, Actinopteri, Perciformes, Serranidae. Gene Ontology annotation, biological process: negative regulation of DNA-templated transcription. Gene Ontology annotation, molecular function: DNA binding.
CAUAUCCAAAGUGCAGGACCAAAGAGAAGUAAAUAAUGUAUGCUUUUGUUAGAUUCUUUGAAGACGAUAUGUGCUACGCGUUACCCGUUUCAAAUGUCGAAGAUUUCAGACCUCUGCACAAAACAGAUUUUGAUAAUCAGAAGGUGUAUCUGGUUCACAGAACUGAAGAGAAUGGCAGCGCAGGCCAGCCGUGCGAAGCACAGAUCCUUGCCCUUGCAGAUACAGUAGAGGAAUUUGAAGACAGUAUAAUGCAAAAGAAGAUGAAAAUUCCCAAGAUGUCCAUCAAGAAUUCAGGAAACUCUAUUGAGAACAGUUUUGGAGAGGAGAGAAUGCCACUCAGGCAUAAAAAGGCUCUGUCUCAAGACCAUGGACGCCCCCUUUCCAACUCCUCCAAGAGCCUGGCAGCAGUAGUGGCUCGCCUGGAGAGAAAUGCAGCCAGCUCCUGCAUGGAGGGCGAAGAGGAUCUGGAUGAGGACCGGCUGGCCGAGGAGGGAGAGGAUGCGGACGACGAAGAUGACGAUAUGGAGGCAGAGCAUCAGCAACAUCAUCACCAGCAGCAACAACAACAUUUAGAGGUGGACACGGAUUGUGUGUCUGGGUUAGCUGCAGCGGUGGUUCCUCGAGUUCUGUAUGAGGAGUUGGUUCAUAGCUACAGGCAACAGGAAGAGGAGAUGAGGAGGCUGCAGCAGGAGCUGGAGAGAACCCGCAGGCAGCUGGUGCAGCAGGCCAAGAAGCUGAAGGAAUAUGGCAGCUUGCUGACAGAAGUCAAAGAACUGAGGGACUUCAACAGGAGGCUGCAAGACGUACUUCUCAUGAGACUGGGCAGCGAGCCUAUGCAUGACAAUGGCACUCAGACAAUCAAGGCUGAAGUGGUUGAGCCCAUUGUUGAGCCCCAGGAGACAUGCAGAGAAGAAGCCAACACCAGUUCCAGCUACUCACCCUCACCCAGAACAGUUUACACCUGUAACGAUGGGAAGGUACACCUCGGUGGAGGGAUCUGGGUGGAGGAGGAGAAGUGGCACCAGCUGCAGCGGACCCAGGGAGACUCCAAGUUCACAAAGAACCUGGCUGUAAUGAUCUGGGGCACAGAGACCCUCAAGAACCGUAGUGUCACCGGAGUGGCCACCAAAAAGAAGAAGGAUGCCCUGCCCAAACCUCCACUGUCUCCCAGCAAACUGAAAAUCGUCAGAGAGUGUCUCUACGACAGAGUGUCUCAAGAGACAGCCGACAGUGCGGAGAUUACGCAGAGAUUGUCCAAAGUGAACAAAUACAUUUGUGAAAAGAUUAUGGACAUCAACAAGUCCAUCAAGAACGAGGAGCGGCGGGAGUCCAAGCUGCUCAUCAGACAGACAGUCAAGAUGGAGAACUUCACCUAUGAUGGCAUGUAGUGAUCAACUGUUGUCACGCCAGCGCCUUCUGCCCCUCCCCCUCGUGGUCCGCAGGAUAUUGAGGGGACUUGAUAUGGGUGGUUGGGGAUGUUUGUCACAAUUUCAGGGGCAGUUGUUUUUCUUUGACACAUCGGAUUGGUUAUUGCGUUUAAACAAAUAGACCCUUUUCCCAGCUCCCUAACCAUCACCUCCCUCAGUGCCCAGUUUUCCCAUUGGCUGACAGACAGCUUUACCCACCAGUGAGAAGUUGAACUUGUGUAAACUAGUUUGAUAUGAGCUGUUAUGAGUGUUUUUAUAAGCUUUACAGUGGGAUUGGUACAGAGACAUGAUUUAUUGUUGUGUGUGCAUUUGUGUCGAGAGAGAGACUGAGAGAUUAGAUGUAAUUGUUAAAUUGAUUUAUUGUUCUGUGUCAGAACAUAGUUUUCAGUCCUAAAACUUUUAAAAAGUACAAGGUUAUUUCCCGAGAUAAAGUCUUCUGAUGCUAUAAAGGUUAUGAUACUAGCUUUGCGUUAGAUCUUAGACGUGUGAACAGUUGGAUAUUUUGGUAACUGCUGGGAGUGUUUGCUGUUGGUACUUACUGCAUAAAAUGGGACAUCAGGGUCUCAAAUGCACAAGUCUUAAUUGGUAACAGCCAUAUUGCAUUUUGCAACAGAGAUUCUGUUGCGCAUAGAGGUUAGUCAUUAGUGUGCGCACCCCCUUAACUGUAAGUAAAUCACAACACAUCUGCUUUAUCAGUUCCUCUAGGAUUUCAUGGGCUGUUUUGUGAUUGUUGCAGCCUGAAAUGCCUGAUUUCAUGGCAGCUUUUCAAAAAAAAACAUUAUGAUGAUACAUAGAAUGGAUUUGAUGCAUUUUCUGAGCCAAUAUUGGCAUAAAAUAAAACAAAUAAUAUUUUUUUGAAAUUGCUGGUCCAUAGUUUUCUUUGUUAUAUACAUCAGUGCCAGUCAGGAAGCUUUAGAAAGCAACACCGAAAUGGCUCGACUCAAGUUAUUAAACCCGUAAGUAUUUGGUAAUUUCAGCCAUGUGAUGCUGAUAGUUCCCCCUGUCACUGUGUGUGUUACAGUCCCAGGGGCAGCAGUAGUCUCAUGAUAAAUAGAGAUAGAGAGCGGGGCAAGGAGCUGCUGAGCGGAUCAAUACGCUGCCAUACGAUAAAAUCAGAUUUAUUCGUUUUAAAUAGUUAAACUUGCGGUAAAGUUGUGGUGAUUAAUCAAAUAUCAAGGUCACGCACAAUUCACAGGAAUUAGCUGAAUUUGUGACAGCAAAAUCAUGAAAUCCUGGAGGGACUGCUUUAUUAAAAAGAUGGCUUACGGAGAAUAAAUGGGAAGUUUGACUCUUAAUAUAGAUUCUAUAGAGUGCUAUCUUUGUAUUGUUUUUUAUGUUGACCUUUUUAGUUGUGAGCCAUCAGUGAGAAAGUCUUGGAUGGGAUGUUCCCGUGUUACUCUUAAUCAAACAUGUCACUUUAAGACAAUUUGACUGUUUAUGAGUUGUAGUGGUACAGGCAUGUUGAUGCCUAGAAAGGCCUUAAAUGGAUUUGGCAAUCACCAGGGGCCGGUAUGUCCCUGGGUUUUCUAGUAAGCUGUGAUUGUAAAUGUAUAGUAAGCUGAAGCGGUUGAAGCUUCGCCUGCACUUUGCUGUGAGAAUGUGAGAGGUGGUUCGGUACUAUUUUUUGUGUGAUUUGCACCAUUAAGUUGAGCUGAGCCGGGCUACUUUACCCCUCCUCUUGUAGUUAAAAGAUGCUGCGCUGCACGGGACAAUGUGGGGAAAAAACAGGGCACAGCUCUGCACGGUUCAGGUCAUCUUCAUGUGGAAGCAGUGUCAGUUGUGGGUAAAGCUGUCUGAAACACUACUGUGUUGUUUGAAGUCGUCUGGGCCUGCUGAAUCCCAUAAUAACCCCCUCUUUUUUUAAGCCACGCCACUGGGGAACAAAGUAAGGUCGCUCCAGUGACAAUUUCUUCUGAGCUAUGCCAUCAGAACUUUGAAAAUGUCCUUUUUUUCUUGUAUGUUUUUUUAAAUGUUUUUUUUUUUUCCUCUCCAGUUGUUUUAUUGUUUUGAUCCAAAAUGGUUUGUGUGGCUGUCUGCAGGCUGGAACUAAAUGCUGCAGAUUGAAAUCUCAACUGUGACCUAGCUGUGGCUAACUGUGAAUCUGCUGCAGAGCUGCCCAUCAAGCCUCUCUCCUCUUCAUACUCUAGAUUCUCGUUUGUCGGUUGAUUUAUUUCUGUCUAUCAUUUUGUCUGUCUUUUUUUUUUUUUUUUUUUUUUUUGUUAUUUCAAAAGUUCAGAUCAGCCUUUUGUUAAGCUACCUUUGGAGAUAUUUUAGUGUACAUAAACAUAUCUUUUUAUUUUUUUCCACCAAACAUGAAUAUUUCAGUUUUAAGUCAUGUUACAUGUUACAGUUUUAAAGGUUCUGGUUUAAUUGAUGUUGUAAUUCCACGUUACCUGACAAUUAUUUGUGUUUCUUUUUACACUUAUAUUUUUGGUUUAUUUUUUUCAUAUAAAUUGUUGGCUUUAAGCUUGAUGUUGUAUCCAGAUGUAGAUUGUUGGAAUCUGCAAACAAAUGAAAAAAAAAAAACUCCCUUUCUUAGCCAAAGUGAUCUCUGUGGAACAAGAGAGACAAGGCUUCCCGUAACAGAGCCCAUAUAUUAAGCUACAUUCACGACAUUUGAUAUUUAAUAAGCCUCACUUAGGAUCUACCUUCUAAUCUGCCACAGUAAGAUGAGAAUCCGUAUUGUUAAACCAUUGUACUCGAUUGAGAUGCAGUAGCUAGAUCAACACAAACAUUUACAUUGAAUGCACUUUAAACUUCUGGGCAAUUUCUUCAAUCUUAAAGAAAUGUAUUUGUGAUAUUUGUCCUUUUUUUAAAAUGUCUAUAUAGAUAAAGCCUAACAAUCAUUGUAUUAUCAUGAAGCACCUUAGAAUAUUUUGGUUUUAUUGGGUUUUUUUGUUUUGUUUUUUUGUGGCAAGAAUGCGUUACGGGAUACAAUUGUCAGAUUCCCCUGACAUGCCAAUGUUUCAAAACAAGCUAGAUAGAUUUAAUACUUCCAACUAUUAUUUGGUGGUAAUACUACUACUACUACUUCUAAGAAUCUAAUUCUGAAAUGAUCAUUCGGGAUGUUUAGAAAACCAGAUUUCCACAAGUUUCACUCUGUUGAAACUGGAUUUUUCCACUCUAUCAUGGCCUCCUGAACAAUAAACAGCUUACUUGGCAAAAUAACAAGCAAAAGCCAAAAACUCCUCUUGGCUUUAAAGCCCAAAACAUGAUUCAUCAGUCUAAAAAUAUUUACUAUAAAAUGUGCAAGCUGACUGGAAUAUGUGCUUUAACUUAAUGUGUGAAGAUGCUGGUUAUGCAUAGAUAUGACUUGUAUAGAAAUAAUUGUAUUUUUUACCAAAGUAUUGAAUGCUGAGAUCAAGCUAAAGAAGGGGGGUUUGCUGACUGAGGAAUCAGCGGGGUUUGCACAAAAGAAGGCCCCUGCCAAGUUAAUAGAGCCUAGUGAAUCGUAAGACACCAAAAGGGUGACUUUUUUUUUCUUGUUCCUAAAAAAAAAAAGAAAAAUAACCCUUUUCAGUUUUGUUCCCUGUACAAAGCAACAUGUGAGGUUUACGUGCGCUUGCAUGUAUUAAAGAUACAUGCGGUUUUAAAAGAAAGAAAAGAUUUCUGCUGUGCAAAGCAACCAUGCUGAAAUUCUGACACAUUGUCGUGUGUUGUGUUUGUGUUUGUUUCUUUGUUGUUUGAUGCCAAAAGGGGGUGUGGUUAAAAUAAUGCUUUAAGAUAGAGCAUUACUAGAGCUAUUACAUCAUCUGGAACUUAUUUUUUCAAAGGCUGGUUUUCCUGGAGCGCGAUUAAGCCUAAUCCUUUAACUAAAACCAUCUUUCAUGGAUGAAAGCUGUAUGGAAGUACUGUAUGUUUUUAACCCAGAUUUGGUUUAAUCUGUGAUGGCAAGGCCAAUCUCUAGCAAAUGUACUAAGUCACUUGCAAAGGAGCAGUUUGGGUUUUAGCAGCGUAUUAGUAACAUACACCAGUACAUAACCUGGCAGAGCCAUCAAUGGAUGGCAUAGGCUAGUUUGCAACACAAUACCAGACCUUCCAGUACUCUCACUGUCACACUCUCAAGUAGCGAUAGGGAGGAAAUGUAACCUCGCUGGCUCUGUGAUCCUUUUCCUGUGCCACCUCUAGUUCCUUACCCUCCUGCCAUUUAUACGGACUGGAUUUAAAAAUUCACAUGUAUCGAGAUAAUAGCAAAUCCUGUCCUCAUUGCUUGGUGUUUUGGCUUAUGUUGUGAACACCUGUCAAAGCUUCAGAAGUGAGGGAGCUUUAAGUUGCUUUUUUGACAGUUUGAUUGGGAAAAAGAGAUCGGCUCUAACUUGUGGAACAAGAUAAAUGGCUUCAUCUUGCAGUUUUCACAACUAAGUGUACACAAAACACAUUUGAGCCUCAGAUACAAUGUCAAACUUACUUCAAAUAAGAAAAAAAAAUGGGAGGAACACAUUGUUAGGCCUAUAUUUUUCUUAAGGUAUCAGUAACUUUGUAUACAAUCCACAAACCGGUUCUACUUCAUCUAACUUCACCGUCCUACCUCAUUGUUACUCUGGUGUUUGUUUGUCAGUGACUGUAAACUAUGUGUGUAUAUUAAAAAAAAUCUAUAGGAAAGGUAUACCUGGUUACUCUCAACAUGUACAGCAUAUAAAACUUGUAAAACACCUCAGUACACAAUAUCAUUCUUAGGAGAAAUCAGUUUUAUUACCUGCUUAAAGAUGCUGCUGUAAAGGGGUGUCUGCGUGAGGGGUCGUCUCUGAAUAUAUAUCUUCGCUCUUUGCUAUGUCGUGCAGUUGAUCAGUGGUUGUGUCUCUGUAUUGCAUUCUGAGAUUUUUACUGGUUGACGGUGCUACCAGCAAACAGUUCAAAAACUGAUCUGUCUAUCGGACCUCAAAUGGUGCUGUUUUUCUAUGUUUUUAACCUCAUACAGCUAUGUUUUAUUCAGGUGUGUCAACCGCCACUAUCCCCUCAGCUAAUCAAAUUCUAAGCCAAAAUAUUUCGCGAAAAACGGUAACCCUGCUAUUACUGUAUCAACUAUAUGCUAUCCAUCCAAAUAUUGUAGAUAGUGAUUAUAUCCUCAGCUGUGAGUUUCAGAAGUACCUCAGAACUUGCUGACUUUCAAUGGAUGCAUCUGCUUCUAGCACCUGUUGUCUACCGAUAUUACAUUGUUGCAGUGUAUUUUCAGAAAUAUGCAUUUUUACUGGUUAGAUCAGGUUUCACUAUACGUAGGACAUAAUUAUUCAAUCACGCUCAGAUGACCGAUACAUUUAAAGGAUACCACUGUUUACUGGUUGCAUGCCAGAUAUUCAUAAAAGGAAAUCUCAGUUGGACUGGGCAGCGUAUGUCGCAGUAGGAGAGGUCCUCAGCAAAGCCAUGUUCUGUCUGAGUCAAUGUAAAGUUUGUUUUUACAGAGGUGAGAUUCCAUUGGUAGUUGUGUUUAUGGUGGAAAAACACUAUCCGAUUGAAGUGAUUCUGGGAAUGUAUGAACUAGAGCCCCAUCUGUUUGAAAAUGUGAAAAACAUUACAGAGAUCAGAGCUGCAAUGAUUAGUUGAUUAGGUGAUUGAAAGAAAAUGAAUCGCCAGCUAUUUUGAGAAUUGAUUAAUCGUGUCAUUCGUUUUUCAGGCCAACAUUUUCCAACCAUUGCUGGUUCCAGCUUCUUAAAUGUAUGAAUUUGCUGCUUUUCUUUGUCAUUUAUAUCAGUAAAUGGAGAGUCUUUGAGUUUUGAACUAUUGAUUUGGUAAAAUAAGUAAACUGAAAACAACAUGACUUUGGACAUUUUGUAGACUGAAUGAUUAAUCGAUUAAUUGCAAAAAUAACUGGCGGAUUAGUCAGUAAUGAAAAUUAUUAGUUGCAGCUAUAAUGGAGAUUGCAGAGUUUCAUGAUACAUUCACGAUGGCUGUUUUGGGAUGAUUUAGCCUGUCAGUUUUGGAAUUAUUGAUUUUAUCAAGGUACCUCUUCGAUCUGUGAUUCCCCAUUUGUAUUAUCAUCCAUUACUGAUAUUUAAACACUUCAAGUGUAGUUUCCAGUUUUCAAAAUUGGAAUUUAGUGCAUUUCAUCAUCCAUGAUUGGCUUACUGUGAGCUAAAGUAAUAUGUACAGCACUAUAUAGUGUGUGGACUAACUAUACAAAAAGCGCUUUAUCUUAUAUUUUACCCUUUGCAGUGACACCAAUGGAAUUUUUUCUGCGCCAAAGUGUGUUUAAAGUGGUUUGCUCUAAAUGUCAGUAUGUAAAUAUUUGUUGUUGUUUUUUUUUUUUUAAUCUGACCAUGUCUGUGAACAUGUAAAGUGCUGGGGAACUCCUCUCUACUGUGAGCAGUGUAUGAAAUACACAGCAGUUGGUUUCAUGGAAGCACUUAAGCCAUUUGUUGGACUGUUUCUUAAUGGUUCAAUUUUAAGCUUUGCUCUGGUCCAGGGAUUUGUCCCAGAGAGUUUUGUGUCGAAUCGAAUUCCUAUGCAGGUGCUGAGUUGUAAUCACCUGGUACCACAUCACUGUAGGGUGGAGGGCCAAACAGGGAGAGAGAUAAACUGGAGAGUGUUCAAACCUUUGAAUGUGUCUGCACAGCCUUGAGAUUGAGUAAAGGGGACAAUGGCGACAUGACAAAUCCGUACUGAACUAUUGCUACAUUUUCAUACUCAUGGAACUGAAUUAAACUGAGCUAUACAGGGCUGCUUGGGUAUAUACCUGUCUGUAGUUGUAACUGCAUUGCAAUGAUCUUUAGGGAAAGACAGGGUUCUUACUGUAUGGAGUAUUUCCAGUUGGUAUGAUAAUGUGAAAAGAAGACUAUUGCAGUAAACACUCCCUCACCCUACUUCAGCCUCCCGGAGGCCUCCCUACAUUUACAGAAAAUGUUAUAAGUAUAUGCGAUAGAGAGUGUACAUGUCUUUGCUAAACCGGCCACACCUCUGCUAUGCGAGCAACUCUUUGACGCUUAGCAUCCUGUUCUGUGUUUUCUCUUGCUGCAUUCAGGAACACCUGUUUAAUGUAUAGAUAAACAGAAAUAAAUCCAGACUUUUAUUCUAUCAGCA